Messenger RNA from Symsagittifera roscoffensis, 1698 nucleotides. RefSeq lists its product as uncharacterized. The coding region runs from base 9 to 1271 and encodes 420 amino acids. NCBI's taxonomy places the organism in Eukaryota, Metazoa, Xenacoelomorpha, Acoela, Convolutidae. Gene Ontology annotation, molecular function: protein binding. The transcript has 4 exons. The record is from RefSeq and is a predicted model, not a curated record.
GUGUUAGAAUGAAUGGGCCUAGAAAUACAAAAAGGAUACUUAACGAAAUGGCGUCGGAGCACAACAGGCUCCAGAUGUUGGGAGGUAAACGGAACUGGCCGGGUGUGAUCAGUAAGGGCAUGCUUCUUUUGGACAAAGAAUCUCCUUUCUGUCAGCCCUCUUAUGUUUUAAGUAACGCUGAAAUGAAAAAACGGCUCAAGAAAUUGGAAGAGGAAAAAAAUGCAAAGCCUAGUCUGCUAUGUUUGCCCAGACAUUUUCUAAAGGAUGUUUUGAAAAAAUUGAGUCCCGAAGACGUGGCAGUGAUAUCUCGGACGUGUAGAACUUUGAAGCAGCUGACAGAUGAAGGCGGAUACAGAGGCAAAGAGGUUUAUCUGCAUGCAAGAAAAAUUAAUCGAUCUCAAAUUGUUGAUCUUCUGAAAAAGGAAAUAGGCUCAUUGACAAUAUCAAUGAUCAAUACUCCACAUGACAACUGCAGUAACGAAUUGAUACCUGAAGGAACAGUGUUCUCCUACCUGACCUACUUGAAAAUUUUACCUAUCUCCUUUUUGAGUCGAAACCAAGAAUUGUUUUAUGAACAAGUGAUCAUAGCAUGUCCAAAUUUGAAGCACUUGAUUUUGCGUGGAUUCAGAACUGUUCCAAUUGAAAAUGUGUUGUCUGCCAUGUCCUGCAAAAAUUGUUUAUACGAUUUGACUAUUUUGAACAUUGCUGGUUGUGAAAAUAUUGACAUUUAUGUCUUUUCUCAAUUUCUGCAGCUGUGCAAUGUACUCGAACGCUUGGAUAUUAGUGAUAUUAAAAGCCUCGAUAGAGAUUCUAACUUGAAUAUGGUUCUCUUCGCGCUUCCGGAAAGUCUGCGUUAUCUGAAUAUGAGUGGUUACUCUCAUUUUCUGGAGCAACACCUGGCUCCAAUGGCAAUCAGAUGUGGUCAAUUAAAGUAUCUAAUUCUUGCGAACUGUUCGAGUCUUUUCCUAGCGAAUGAAGGAUUAUACAAUCUGCACUCUUUGAAAUCACUUGAGUGCGUUCGUUUUGAUGAAUGUCGACUAAUAGAAUACGAAGAUUUGUACGUGAUACUGGAGUUGAGCGCUGGUAUCAGGGAAGCUAGUGGUCCUCCUUCACCAUUGGAGAAAGAAGACUUGAAGUUACCACAAUUCGAAAGACCCGAGUGUUAUCUCGUUCAAACUAGAGACAACCAAGCUGUAAUGUAUAAUCAGCGGCGUAGAGUUUGGCGAGACUGGAGAAUGUUUGAUCUGAAGUUUGAUUCGGAUCCGGUCUAAGCAGGGCGUAGCAGUAGGUCAAGAAAAUAGUCAAAAAUUAUGCCAUAAAGCUCGAAUGAUCUUUAUCCGUAUGUUAUUAACAGUAAUGGACGCAGUGAAUGCUCUUGUAUAGGUCUUGGUGAUUUUUUCAAGUUUUUUUCAAGUUUAGACUUUUUGCGUUUUGACUUCUGGUUUCUUUUCAAGUUCAUUUCAUUUUGUUUAUUAGUACGAACAUUCUUUUUUUUUCCAGCCUAAGUCGCAAAUAAAAGUGCUACUUUUGGUGGCACUUUGAACGGUAGGCUGCUGUAGCAGUAUAGGGUCAUAUUUGCUUUAACAUUUGAUUAGUAAAAAGUUAACACAGUUGAUGCAUCUUUUUUUCAUCACAUGAACCGAAAAAAAGUUAUUGUUUGAAACGGCAGUACAAUGAUAAAGAGCUCGAUUUCAGAAA